AUGGCAUACCGAUAUUCAACGGCUGUCGUUACGAAACCUUCGAAGAAAGUAUUUGGCACUGACUUCGAACAAGCCCAAAGAGAACAUGAUCUCUUUGUGGAUGCGCUCCGUCAGUUGGAUGUUAACAUCCUGGAGUACGAUGUGGACGAGCGUCGACCGCAUGCACACAAAGUUGCCGAUGUUGCCGUCAUAAUUAAUGGCACUGCGCUUAUGUGCAAGCCCUACGGUGGUGAUAGACAAGGCGAGGUAAACCUUAUCAGACAAACACUUAAGAAGGAAAUGGGACUCACUAUUGUCGAGCUCAAUACCGAGCAUGCACAGUUGGAGGGCAGUGAUGUCCUUUUUACAGGUCAAGAAAUAAUUGUUGGGAUAUCAGUUUACACCAACGAAGCUGGCGCUCAGUCAGUGGCCCGUGCUUUUCCUGAAUACCCCACAACUAUCGUGACUGUUGAACCGCCUCUCAAUUCCUUGCGUGACGCUGUCAAUAUGGCGGGUGUCAAUGCAAUCAGCGAGGUGGCUUCUAAUUCCUACAAAGUACUGCAUUUGGCAGAGCCAAACGCUGCAAAUUUACUCUACGUCAACGGUUGCCUUAUUCACUACGAUAGUGACAUGAUCCCCAACAGCACUCAGAUUUUUGAGAACAAGAUCGAUUACACACGGUAUCCUCUAUCGCUGCCGACGCUGUUCAAGUAUGGCGUGCCGCUGUAUAAGCUGGCGCUCCUAUCGGACCGCGUGCGACGACAAUUGCACAUUGUUUCCACCAUGCCGUGA
Molecule: messenger RNA, 771 nt
Organism: Dibothriocephalus latus
Lineage: Eukaryota; Metazoa; Platyhelminthes; Cestoda; Diphyllobothriidea; Diphyllobothriidae
Source: the annotation of a GenBank genome assembly